Molecule: messenger RNA, 1850 nt
Organism: Hyalella azteca
Lineage: Eukaryota; Metazoa; Arthropoda; Malacostraca; Amphipoda; Hyalellidae
Product: homeobox protein DLX-2-like
Exons: 3
Coding region: 432-1589 (385 amino acids)
Biological process (GO): cell differentiation; regulation of transcription by RNA polymerase II; embryo development
Molecular function (GO): RNA polymerase II cis-regulatory region sequence-specific DNA binding; DNA-binding transcription factor activity, RNA polymerase II-specific
Source: RefSeq, a predicted model, not a curated record
GUGUAGCAGAAGAUAGCGCCUAGGAACCACCGUUCUCGCGGAUAAUUGACAUAAUUGUCGCCAGUGAUAAAGCAGUGAUCAGGUUAUUGUCAGGGGACUCAUUUAUCUCAAUAGGUGCUGUUUUUUCGCUAUGGCUCCAUCAUCAAGAUUCUAAGAGGCAGUCUAAUUGGAAGUUGAUAACGGCUAGCAGGUGGAGGCUCGCCGAGCGUUGCAAGCACGGCGCUCGCCGCUAACUUUCAUGCCAAACUUUGAAGCUUGAGUUCGGAACAGUGAAAGUUGCGAGGAUCUGUGAACUUAGGAAAAAUGUUGGGUAAAUAUUUAUCUUUUUAAAUAUUUAAUCAGUGACACCCGAAGCGUAAUUUGCACCUGUAGCUUUUUAUUAAAAUAUUUUUGAUAUCAAAAAGUGGUAUUGAAAUCAAGUUUAAGUCAAAAUGUUGGAUCAGGAUUUGUUAUCGAAGAAUGGAUUAGGUGACGUGCAGCAGCCACCACCACACCUGGCUUCAUACUCUCAGUUCCAGCAAUACCAACAAACCAUGGCUGGAUAUAACAACAUGGGAUAUGGCUUCCCUGCAGCCAUGUACGCGCAGAAUGGCUACGGCUACUCCUUAGCGGGAUAUCCACACGCAUCCAGUCCUGCGUCUGAUGUGACGGAGAAGCCGGAGGGGGGAGAGGUGCGCGUCACAGCUAAGGGCAAAAAGAUACGCAAGCCGCGCACCAUAUACUCAAGUCUUCAACUUCAACAGCUCAACAAGAUGUUCCAACGCACCCAGUAUCUUGCCUUGCCCGAGCGAGCUGAACUCGCAGCUAAACUCGGUCUAACUCAAACUCAGGUCAAAAUCUGGUUCCAGAACAAGCGGUCCAAGUUCAAGAAGAUCUACAAGACCCAGGGGGGCGGACCGCCUCUUGGGGGAGACGCUGAGCUGGCGGGGGAGAUGCAGAACAACUUGGGGCUCAUGGUGAACGGCCCCGAGUCCCCAGCCUCCCCAGCCUCCACCAUCGACCACAGUCUAGACUCCCACCAAGCCUCGGGACUGGGGCCAUCAUCUGGGAGAGGGGGAGGUGCCCCCUCAACCGCCACUCCUGAGCCCCACGGCCACUCCUCACACUCAUCCCCCGCUGGGGGAUCAGGUGGGGGUUCUAGGUCCAGUGGGGGGAGCCAGAUGUUGCACCAUCAACAGGGGGAGCGCCCUCACUCCCACCAGUCCCCCGCGGGGCACAAUGAACUGCAACAAACAAUGAAGUGUGAGAUGAUGAACUCCCCCGCGGAGAUGAUGUCACUGCAACACAGAGACCACAUGACGUCACCCAGAGACAUGAUGACUUCACCACCCAUGCCUUCUCCUAAGGAUAUGAUGAUCCCGGCGAUGCAUGGAAAUCCUAUUGGAAAUCAUAUCCAGGGAGGACCCAUGGAUCCUAGGAGGAUGGCUAUGGAUGCAGCCGCAGGACACAUGGCUGGGUAUCCUAUCCAUCAUCCACACGCAGGACAUCCAGGACAUCCACAAUGGGAUCCAGCAUCCACGUAUAUGUACUGGAACCACUACGGCGACAUGGCGGCAGCUCAUCAGAUCAACCAGCAGAUUAUGACAUAGGUUUCCAUUAUCUUUAUUUUUUAUUUUCAUCCUAAAAAUUUUUUCGCCAAACGUAAGAUCAGGAAAAUGUUGGAAGAGUUUUUUGUACUGUUCAAGUUUAUUGAUACGUUCAAAAAAUUUUAGGAACCAUGCAAAAUAAAUGUGUUGAGAAUAUUUCAAACAAUAGCUUUACGAAUUUGUUUAUUACGUAGUCGAAAAAAUGUGCAUAUCGCAAAUUAUUAUUUUUUGGUAACAUAAUUUUAUUGAUCAGUGACUUCAAUU